UGAUUUAUCACUGGUGUCCAGGAAGGCAUAAUAGCACACUAACAAUUCAGAUAAGACUUCCUUCAAAGAACAGUAACUGUCAGUUAAUAUCAGUUACGUAGUAAAACAGUGUGGGAAAUACAGUCUAAGCAGUGCUGCAGAUAGUCACUUGUUUCCUCCCGUGUGACUUACAGCGUGGGAGACUGUCCCGGAUGCCCUCUGUGGUAAAGCUAAGGGAGGCCUCUGUGCGUUGCUUUUUUAAAGUGUGUGACAGUUUCCCAGACGUGCCUUUACCACACCAACCUGAUCCUGGAAGCUGCACUACACACUGGAACAGAUCAAAGACGUCCCAAACACUUUUCAGGUGCCAAGGGUGUCCUCAGAAAUUGGACAGAUUAAUGGAGAAGACACUGACUAUUGGUCUGACUCUCUUCCUAACGCUCUGCCUGGACAUACCAGAAGCUGGAGGACGGAAGGAGGGAGCAAAUGGAGACGGUGCUCAGAAACGUUCGUCACGAUCUUCAGAUACAAAAGGAGGUCGUUGCUCCUACACCUUCAUUGUCCCACAGCAAAAACUGACAGGGGCACUGUGUUUGAACACGCAGUCCGCUACUACCAACCACUCUGAGGUGGCAGCGCUGCGGGCAGAGCUCAGACGACAGCAGGACCAGCUAGAGAAGCUCCGGGUCCAGCUGGACCAGGAGGGGGCCCUCACCAUGGAGGUGAGAGCCCUGCGCAAAGAGAGUAACAGCAUGAAUUCUCGCAUCGCCCAGCUCUAUGCUCAGCUGCUACAUGAAGUCAUACACAAAAAAGACCAGGCUUUGGAGCAGCGGAGGGUGGAGAAUCUCCUGCUGAAUGCUACAACACAGGCACUGCAGGUGUCCAGUAAUUACAGGGAGCUGGAGAAGAAAUAUGGAGCCCUCACCUCAAUGAUGAGCUCCCAGAACCAGCUUAUUUCUCGUCUGGAGAAGCAGUGUCAGUGCAGGGACUCCACCCCCCAGUCCUCUCUGGUGAUGACUGAACCACCAAAAAGCCAGUCUAAUGUGCAUCCUAAUUACAGCUCAGAAGCCAACGAAAUGACCAAUGAUGUUCAAAGGGACCAAAGUGCUCCUCCGCCACAGCAGGAAAAAACCAGGGGAGGUCCCUCCCUCCCCAUCACUACAGCUAACACUCCUACAGACCCUCCUUUCAUUAGUUUUCCUGUCACAAAGACUCCAGGGCCAUGGCGGGACUGCCAGCAUGUGCUGGAAUCAGGUGAGAACACCAGCGGGAUCUACCUGCUCCGCCCGCAGAGUGCUAACCGUCUAAUGCAAGCUUGGUGUGAACAAAGUCGGGCUCAGGGAGGGUGGACUGUCAUCCAAAGAAGACAGGAUGGGUCGGUCAACUUCUUCAGAACUUGGGAGCAGUAUAAGCAAGGCUUUGGGAACCUAGAUGGAGAGUAUUGGCUCGGCUUGGAACAUCUCUACUGGCUGACUAAACAGGCCCAGUAUAAGCUACGAGUGGCUAUGGAGGACUGGCAGGGCCGUCAGGUCUUUGCUGAGUAUGACAGCUUCCACCUGGAACCGGAGAGUGACUGGUACCGGCUGCGGUUAGGACAAUACCAGGGCAAUGCCGGGGACUCCCUCUCAUGGCACAACAACAAGGCCUUUACCACUCUGGAUCGAGACAAGGACAGCUAUACAGGUAACUGCGCUCAUUACCAGAAAGGAGGCUGGUGGUACCACAUGUGUGCCCACUCCAAUCUGAAUGGUGUGUGGUAUCGGGGUGGACACUAUCGCAGCCGCUACCAGGAUGGGGUCUACUGGGCAGAGUUCCAUGGGGGGUCCUACUCUCUCAAACGAGUUUCCAUGAUGAUCAAACCCACAUAACUGCAUUGCAGACAUGUGACAAGGAAACAUGACUGAUGUGAAUGAUUCUCAGAUAUGUGUAGAGGGUAUUAACGGUUAAAGUUAAUGUGCCUGUUUAAGAAAACGUGUCUGUGUGUGUGUAGACGUGAAUCACUAGCUGAUGGCUAACAUGUACCAAGUUGUCUGUUCAUUGUGUCUGCUAUCCGUGGCAUUUCCUGCUACUUCAAUAAAAUGAUUAAUUCCUGUAUGAAAAUGUUAAAAACACA
Lates calcarifer (barramundi perch) is the source of this 2092-nucleotide messenger RNA. RefSeq names its product angiopoietin-like 6 (gene angptl6). NCBI's taxonomy places the organism in Eukaryota, Metazoa, Chordata, Actinopteri, Centropomidae. The record is from RefSeq and is a predicted model, not a curated record. The transcript has 8 exons. Bases 192 to 1847 code for a protein of 551 amino acids.